UACAAUUUACUUUUUGGGUUUGAAAGGUGAAAUGGCUCAACAAGGAAUUCAAGUGGAUCAGGACCAACUAUGCUGCUCAGUUUGUCUGGAUCUAUUAAAGGAUCCAGUCACUAUUCCCUGUGGACACAGUUACCGUUUCAGCUGUAUCAGAACCUACUGGGACGCAGAGGGUCACAAAAGAAACAGCUGUCCUCAGUGCAGACAGACGUUUACACCGAGACCUGCUCUGGUGAAAAACACCCUGUUGGCAGAUUUAGUGGAGGAUCUGAAGAGGACUGGACUCCAGGCUGCUCCAGCUGCUCUCUGCUAUGCCACACAUCAAGACGUGGCCUGUGAUUCCUGCACUGGUAGGAAGCUGAAAGCCACCAAGUCCUGUCUCCAGUGUCUGGUGUCGUACUGUGACCAACACCUCCAGCCUCACUAUGAGUCUCCAGCCUUUGAGAAGCACCAGCUGGUCGACCCGUGUGAGAAGCUUCAGGAGAACAUUUGUACACGUCACAACGAGGUAAUGAAGGUUUUCUGCCGCAAUGAUCAGCAGUGUAUCUGUUACCUCUGCUCCAUGGAUGAACAUAAAGGCCACGACACCGUCUUAGCUGCAGCUGAAGUAGCUGAGAAGCAGAAGGAGCUCAGCAAGAACCAGCAAACAAUUCAGCAGAAGAUCAAGGACAGAGAAGGAGACAUCAAGAAGCUGCAGCAGGAGGUGGAGACCAUCAAUCAAUCCGCUGAUGAAGCAGAACGCAGCACUGAGAAGAUCUUCACACGUCUGAUCCAACUAGUUCAGGACAGAUGCUCAGAUGUGAAGCAGCAGAUCAGGUCCCAGCGGACAAGUCUGGUGAACAGACUGAAAGAAUCUCAAAAGGAGCUGGAAGAGGAGCUCGCUGAGAUGAAGAGCAGAGAAGCUGAGCUGCAGCAGCUCUCACAAACACAUGACCCCAUCCAGUUCCUGCACCACUGCCCUGUGCUGCUGAAUCCCAUGGACUCCACUGACCCACACAGCAUCAGCAUCCAGUCUGUGAGCUACUUUGACCACGUGUUAGCAGCUGUGGCAGCAGCCACAGAUAAACUACAGGACGUCCUCAAUGAGGAAUGGACCAAAGUCUCACUGCUGGAGGUUGAACAGGAAGCUUUAAAGCCACGAGCCGAACCCAGGACCCGGUCUGAAUUCCUCCAGUACUCACAACAAAUGACGCUGGAUCAAAACACGGCACACAAUUGGCUGAUGUUAUCUGAAGGAAGCAGAAGAGCAACAGUGAUGCAACCAAAGCUGGUUUAUCCUUAUCUCCCAGACAGAUUUAUUGAAAAGCAGCAGGUCCUGGGAGGAGAGAACCUGACAGGACGUCGUUACUGGGAGGUUCAGAUGGAUCAGGACUUGUCCAGAGCUACAGUGGCUGUUACAUACAAGACCAUUAGCAGAACACAAAGUGAAAGUGCUUUUGGAAACAACGACAGAUCUUGGGCAUUACUGCUUACUCCAACGUAUUUAAAAAUCAUGCACAACGGAAAUGUUCUGUUCACCUCAGACCUCCCCUCCUUCAGAAUAGGAGUGUUUCUGGAUCACAGUGCAGGGACUGUCUUUGACGUCUUUGACACCAUGACUCUCCUCCACAGAGUCCAGACCACGUUCACUGAGCCUCUCUACGCUGGUCUCAGUGUUUAUGGGUAUGACAAGUCUGUUGAACUGUGUGAACUCAAGUAGAGGAGCAGCAUCAAUGAGACCUGAAGGCUGAAUCAGUCACAGCCGCUACAGUUGUUGUUUGAUUUGUUAUUUUUAAAACCUAAAGUUUCUAGUUUCUAGAGUUUCCCACUCUGCACUGACUAGUAACGAUGAUCAAUGAAGAACUUUUAUUGUUAUGUCACUGCUCUGUUCAGUGAUACAUUGGACUUUGACUGUGGAAACGUGUCAUGAAGACAUGGAGCAGAUGUUACAUGGACGUCACAGAACCUUUAAUGUAACUAUAGCAACGCUUCUCCCCAACCAAUCAAUCAUCAAUAGAUCAUGUCAUAAAAGUUAGACAUUGUGAACUUGAAUUUGAGCUCAGAAAAAAAUGCUUGAAAUGCUUUGUAAUGUUUCUUAUUGUUCUUCAGUAAUGUUUGUCGUAAGGUGUAACAUGACCCAGAGUAAAACAGGUGUGGUGGAAAUUUCGUCCUUCUCCACAAAAAGCUCUGUAAUUCUGUUGUUUUUCUUUACCUUUUCAUUGUGGACGCUAAUGUUUUUCAUGACACAAUAUCCCGUUAGUCCAGACGUUCUCACAGGUUGAACACAGUACAGUCGGUUUGUGGCAGCACAGCCAGUCUUUUCAGGUGCACCAGUCCGUUUAAAAGGAGCGACUCGUCCUCUGUCCUGUAGUUCGAAGCAAACCUUUAAGCUCCGGCGUUGGUCUUCCAUCGAUUAUGAGUUUUGUUUUUGACUGAAAGUCCAGCUUUGACUUGUAUAAUUCUCCUCCAUCUUGAGAGAUGGGAAAUAAGAUAACUGAGUUCGUUUGCUAACUCACUGGAGCAGCGCCAACGUCACUGUCGCGAAAAAGCGUCUGACAAAAAAAAACAGAA
Messenger RNA from Betta splendens (Siamese fighting fish), 2547 nucleotides. RefSeq names its product tripartite motif-containing protein 16-like. The transcript has a single exon. The record is from RefSeq and is a predicted model, not a curated record. Gene Ontology annotation, molecular function: zinc ion binding; protein binding. Bases 32 to 1696 code for a protein of 554 amino acids. Lineage: Eukaryota; Metazoa; Chordata; Actinopteri; Anabantiformes; Osphronemidae.